Messenger RNA from Aspergillus calidoustus, 600 nucleotides. Lineage: Eukaryota; Fungi; Ascomycota; Eurotiomycetes; Eurotiales; Aspergillaceae. The record is from the annotation of a GenBank genome assembly.
AUGGCAUUCAUGGGCGUUGCCUCCAAAUACGCCGCUAUUUCUUUUCCGUUCGUCCUUCUUACCGUCUACCUCAUACAAAAGGUAUAUCUUCGAACGUCGAGACAACUACGUUUCUUAGACCUGGAAGCAAAAGCACCACUAUACUCUCACUUCACAGAUACGCUCAGCGGACUGGUUACUCUGCGAGCGUUUGGCUGGCAACACUCACUACAGGAGACGCACUAUCAGCUUCUAGACCGCUCCCAGAGGCCGUUCUAUUUUCUCUAUGCUGUCCAGCGAUGGCUCACACUCACUCUCGACCUAGUGGUUGCCGGCAUCGCCGUACUACUUAUCACUCUAGCGGUCACUCUGCGAGGGGAUAUCAGUGCAGGCUAUGUUGGAGUAGCGCUCCUGAAUGUCAUCAUGUUCAGCCAGAGCAUCAAGCUCCUUGUGACUUUCUGGACCAACCUCGAAACUCAUAUUGGGUCUAUUCAACGAGUCAAAACAUUCACUGAGACCGUUCAGUCUGAGGACCUGCCUACAGAGCGUGAUCCAAUCCCGCCGAAGUGGCCAGCAGAGGGGAAUAUUGAAUUCAAGUCUCUGUUUGCAGAAUAUAGGUAG